Cajanus cajan (pigeon pea) is the source of this 426-nucleotide messenger RNA. RefSeq names its product polyamine-modulated factor 1-binding protein. Lineage: Eukaryota; Viridiplantae; Streptophyta; Magnoliopsida; Fabales; Fabaceae. The record is from RefSeq and is a predicted model, not a curated record.
CAUUUCGCUCCGAAGCAUCGAUGGCCACCACAGAGUCAAUACCUCCAGAAGCAGAACCCGAAAGUCACCUUUCUUCUCUCAUCUAUGACUUAUCAAAUGAAGUCCAAGAGAUCAUGGAGAACAUGUUUAAGGCGAUCACUGAAAUCAAUCAAAACUCUUCAGUGAUAGAGGAGGAGAUGGAGAAAUGUAAAGGUUCUGCUCUUGAGAGGAAAAGAGCCUUAGAUGAAGAGAGGGAUAACUUUCAAAAAGCUGCUUAUGCUGUUCUUGACAUGCUCAACAGAGAGUAAAACGCUCCACGGUAUUAUUCUACAUAUUUCAUUUCUAUAUAUUGCAUUCAUAUAAAUCUUGUUUGGUUAAGAAGAUUGUCACCUGAAACGGUCACGUAUAAAAAAGAGAUGCAUCUAGUUAAUCUUUGUUUGAUUUGAU